This is a messenger RNA of Brassica rapa (field mustard), 1000 nucleotides long. Its product is annotated as late embryogenesis abundant protein 1. NCBI's taxonomy places the organism in Eukaryota, Viridiplantae, Streptophyta, Magnoliopsida, Brassicales, Brassicaceae. The record is from RefSeq and is a predicted model, not a curated record.
AAAAAAGAGGAAAAGGCAUCUCGAUUGAGUUGAAAUAUCUUCAUAGGAAACAAAUCUCAAAUAUACGAAUUGGAAAGAAAACUCUUUUGUUUGUUGAUUUCAUGAAAAUGGCGCCCAUGCAACUAACCAGAGCCACUCUCUUUGGCCUAUCAAAGGCUUUGCCUAUAGCACGAUCUCCCGCAACUCUCACUGCUUCGACCAGGAAAGUCUCUCGCGUCUGCUUCGCCUCCUCUGUUAGCCACUCCGAGGGACGAGAUCCAGUAGGGAAUGCCAGAGACUCGAAGGCAGAUUUAGAUUACGGUUCAAAAAAAUGGAGGGAAGAUACUGGAGAAAACUAUGCACAAGCAGCUAAAGACAAAGCUAAUGAAGGAGCGAGCAAAGCUGCUGAUAAAGCUUACGAGACCAAGGAGAAGGCUAAAGACACAGCCUACGAUGCAAAGGAGAAGGCUAAAGACACAGCCUAUGAGGCAAAGGAGAAGGCUAAAGACACAGCCUAUGAGGCGAAGGAGAAGACUAAAGACACAGCCUAUGAUGCAAAGGAGAAGGCUAAAGAAUACGCCGAACGGACUAAGGAAAAAGUAAACGAAGGGGCCUAUAAGGCAGCUGAUAAAGCAGAAGAUACAAAAGAAAGAGCCAAGGAGAAAGCAGAAGGGGUUAAGGAGACCGUAAAGGGUAAGGCUGAGGAGCUCGGAGAGAAGACGAAGGAGACGGUGAAAGGAGCUUGGGAGACUACAAAAAAUGUUGCGCGGACUGCGACUGAAGCUGUGGUUGGUCCUGAGGAGGAUGCGGAUAAGGCACGGGCUGAUCUCGAUAAAGGCGUGGAAGAUCUAACCAAAAAGGCGGAGAAAAAAUCUGAGAAGGACCGCAAAGAGGAUGAGUUCAUAACAUUUAACUAAUAAGAGAGAGAUCUAUAUGUUGUGUUUGGUUGUUUUAAAGUGUUUCAUCUCUUUAUGUAUUGCUCUGCUGUCAGCUUAUUCUCUUGUUUUACGGCUUCAUCUUA